Schistosoma turkestanicum is the source of this 1961-nucleotide messenger RNA. NCBI's taxonomy places the organism in Eukaryota, Metazoa, Platyhelminthes, Trematoda, Strigeidida, Schistosomatidae. The record is from the annotation of a GenBank genome assembly.
GUGAGAUUACAUGUUUCAAUCUGUCACCUUAAUGCUAAUAAGAUAAUGAACAUGGUACUCAAAGAUUGGCGCGAUUUUUGACUGUUAGCAUUUAACAGUUAUGUACAAAGUCGGCGUUCCCUUUAAAACCCCUCGUCGAGGUUAUGCCCUAUGGGCUUUCACUUUUGCUGGACACAGCCGAACCCCCAGACUAGUUUACAAGACGUUGUCUUUACUUGGGUUACCAAUUGGAAUAUUGACUACUUAUUUCGCAUUUCAAAAUGAGCAUCGACAUGAAGAAGAAAUGAAAGGAAAAGAGCCAUUCGUUCGUAUUUAUCCCAGGGAGAUAAAGAAGCUACAUUGGGGUGACGGUCAAACUGCCUUUACGGAUUGCAUGUCGGAAAAAUUCAACUACACCCAACACCAUAAGGUUAAAUUUCCUACGCCGGCAGACUAGCUUCUUGACUUCUGAAUUUUUCAAUUAUAUUACUUGUACGUAGGUCAUAGUAAUUGUCAAGUUUGUUAUGAGUUUGCCAACGACGGAUGCAGAAUUGUUUUGUUUUUAAUUUGUUGCUUUAAUUACUGUUGACAAGCAGUACAGGCUGCUUGCAUCAAAAUAAUAGAAAUGAAAUCGUAGCUCACAAAAAGCUAAUUCCUAAAUUCUUAGAAAGUCCGAAAGACUUCAUCUUUUUUUUGGAUGCCUUGUUUUCAUAUGUGUUAGGGUACUGUUAGGUCUCAAAAUAAUGAGAACAUUCUUAUAGUUACUAGUAGCGAGUGACACUUCUGUGAACUGGUCAUCCAAUGCUGAAAUUACUUUUGUAAUAGGGGUCACUACAAGCAUUAAGCCACCAAAUAAAUUUGUGUUUUUUGGUAUGUGUGCAACGUCUCGCAUCCAUACGAAUUAAUUAAUGGUUGCUCUUUAGGCGUGUAGAAAAAAUCUCAUCGGUCAUAGCCUGAUAAACAAAGUAGGGUAGUAGGGGGCGUUCACCGUUUCACUUACAUCGGAUGGGUUACCAUCCUUCGAAGUUUAGUGUUUGGCGCAAACUUGGCUCUAGCUCGAAAAUGCUCGCAUUGUGUUUUAACAACUUACGUUUCUUGUGGCUUAAGUGUGAUACUGAUCUUUAUCCAGCUUUGUAUUACUUUGUGGUCUAAGGACAUGGAAGUACAUUUGCAUAAAUUGCGGGUUUCGGAUCGUAGUUAUCCUCCAAAGACUGGUCUCGUCUCGCGGGACAACUAGGUAAAUUACUGUGAUUUCAGCCAUGAUUAUCGAGAUAAGUUGACAGGUUUAUGAAUUGUAUGCUGUACUUAUGCAAAAGACGUCUACCUGCACGCGCAAUGUUGGCGGAAGUAAGGACAGCCAAAUAAAAACAUUACCGGGUUUUAGUCUGAGGAGUGAUCGUCAGUCAUUUACAACUUAGAAUUUCGCACGUACGCACAUAAGUUCAGGUUAUGAUACCACAUUGACACAGACGCAACUGUCGGUUCAAAACCCAUAGUGGUAGAGAUAGUAGAAGUAUUAGCGGUAAUGGAGGAGAUUAUGGUUCGAAGAAAUUAUUCAAGAAAUAAAUUUCAAAAGAGUAAAAUCUGAGUAAUAAACCCAGAAAAUAAGCAUUCGGGAUGACUCAUAGAAUGGAUGCGCCGGCGCCAUUGCUAACGAUUUUGAGACAUGCCGUUCAAGGUCUCCAACCGUCGGUUAGUAUCAUACCGCGCACACUAAAUAGAUAGCUUGCACUUAUCAGUAUGAUCCAUUCCUUUUCUUGUAUUUGUGUCAUGUCUUAGUCUGGCCGCCCCUGGGUUUCUCCCAACCUUCCCCCUACACCACAAAACAUCGCUUGGCGAAACAGUGGGUGGUUGAGCAUACGUUACACAUGUACCAAUCACCUCAAAUGAUGAAGUGUUAAUACUUCAUCUUUUGAACUGACAUCCUUACCUAGCACCCAUUUCCUAACAACAGUAUUGCUUACUCAGUUGUCCCAGGAUAU